Messenger RNA from Antrostomus carolinensis (chuck-will's-widow), 1038 nucleotides. RefSeq names its product kell blood group glycoprotein homolog. Gene Ontology annotation, cellular component: plasma membrane. NCBI's taxonomy places the organism in Eukaryota, Metazoa, Chordata, Aves, Caprimulgiformes, Caprimulgidae. Gene Ontology annotation, molecular function: metalloendopeptidase activity. Bases 1 to 1038 code for a protein of 345 amino acids. The record is from RefSeq and is a predicted model, not a curated record. The transcript is spliced from 8 exons. Gene Ontology annotation, biological process: protein processing.
AUGAGGAUUCUUCCAGAGACCUGUGACCAGGAGCUGAGAACAGGUGCAAAGAAAGAACGAUGCCUUCAGGGGAAAAGUCUACUUCUGUGUACACUUAUUCUCAGUAAUCUCCUUGGCUUUACACUGCUUAUCACCUACAUCAUGAUGUCUUGUGGUCUAGGAUCCUGUGAUGUCGAGCUGGGUCUUACACUCUUGGCCAGACUACUGAAUUCUAGGAAUGACAGUGUAGACCCCUGUGAGGAUUUCUACAAAUAUGCCUGUGGCAGCUGGGAAGGCAAACAGUCAAGCAGAACCACAGGAGAAUCACUAAAUGCAUUUGAUGUGCUGUUGGAAGAAAACCAGUUGAUCCUGAAAAGGCUUUUAGAGGGCCCACAGUUUGGGAUAAAAGGCUCAGCUAAGGAGAAAGCAAUCCAGUUCUAUCACUCCUGCAUGGAUACCCAACAGAUAGAAUCCCAAGGAACAAAACCAUUGAAGGACCUCCUAAAUCAGGUUGGUGGAUGGAAUAUUACAGAUGUGGGGAAAGGAAAAGAUUUUAAUGAAACUCUUCAGACUGUCAUGGGCAGAUACAACACCUUUCCUUUUUUCAGAGUCCAUGUGGGACCUAGUCCUUUUGACCUCAAGACCAAUAUUAUUCAGAUUGACCAUCCUGAGUUUGAGAUGCCACCUAAGAGUAAAUUCAAAGGGAAAAAUUAUCUUGAGGUUCUCCGUGUGUAUCUCUCAUAUUUGAAGAAACUGGGGGACCUACUUGGAGUGCCACAGGAUGAUCCCUCUGACUCCUUUUCCCUUACCUUGUCCUUCAUCUCUAACCUCCAGCAAGUUGUCACCCCACUGCAGGAAAGACAGCAGAGGAGGAUGCUGUUCUUUCACACUACCAUUAAGGAGCUACAGGAACAGGCACCUGCUAUUGACUGGCUGUCAUGUCUCCAGGCUAUCUUCCAUCCUAUGCCAAUGAACUUUUCUCAGCCAAUUGCAGUGCAUGACAUGGAUUACUUAAGAGGCAUGUCACAGCUGAUUGAACAAUGGCCCAAGAAAAGGUAG